AUGAGGCCCAAUUGGGAACUCACUAACUGCUGCAACCAUGAGCAAGUGGUCUUUCUCAUUACCGUUUCUGUCUGCACUGUCGUUAUACUUGCGCUGUGGAGGACAAUACUGCUGAGACCAUUUAAGCUUGUCACUGUGUUUCUUCACGAGGCGAGCCAUGCUAUUGCUUGUAAACUUACAUGUGGUCAUGUGGAAGGGAUUCAAGUUCAUGCAGAUGAGGGUGGAACCACACAAACCCGUGGUGGUGUAUACUGGUUGAUUUUGCCAGCUGGAUAUCUUGGUUCAUCCUUUUGGGGGAUGCUAUUGAUUCUUGCAUCUACAAAUCUUCUUACUGCACGAAUAGCUGCUGGGUGUUUUAUUGCUGCUCUGCUGGUUGUACUGUUUAUAGCUAAAAAUUGGACACUUCGAGGACUUUGUAUAGGAUUCAUUCUUUUCCUCGGUAUAAUUUGGGUUCUGCAAGAAACAACAAAAGUUCGUAUACUUCGAUAUAUUAUUCUGUUCACUGGUGUAAUGAACUCCUUGUUUUCGGUCUAUGAUAUCUAUGAUGAUCUUAUAUCCCGUAGAGUUCAUUCUAGUGAUGCUGAGAAAUUCGCAGAAGAGUGUCCUUGCUGUACUGGUUGUGGAUGGGGUGUCAUUUGGUGA
This is a messenger RNA of Prunus armeniaca (apricot), 642 nucleotides long. Lineage: Eukaryota; Viridiplantae; Streptophyta; Magnoliopsida; Rosales; Rosaceae. The record is from the annotation of a GenBank genome assembly.